Molecule: messenger RNA, 14096 nt
Organism: Mercenaria mercenaria
Lineage: Eukaryota; Metazoa; Mollusca; Bivalvia; Venerida; Veneridae
Product: neprilysin-1-like
Exons: 24
Coding region: 2987-5707 (906 amino acids)
Biological process (GO): protein processing
Cellular component (GO): plasma membrane
Molecular function (GO): metalloendopeptidase activity
Source: RefSeq, a predicted model, not a curated record
ACCAUUUGUAACAACGCAUCACAUGCAGCAACAUCGCCAAAAACAUGCAACGGAAAACGACUUAACCAAUAUUUAAGAACUACGAGUUAACGAGAUAACAGUAAUACAUAGAUAAAAUUGGUACUUCAAAUGCAUCCUGGUUCCCAUCUGGCCAAUAUGUAGGACAAGAAAAGCAGGGUCCAUUCCAUCUUCGUACAUUCCAUUGUGAGGGGUUAUGCAUUCCACUGUCAGUUGUGCCAAGGUUGAAUACUUCUGAUCAGGUGUCUGCAUUUAUGAUGGAAAACUUGCAGUUCUGCGGUGCAGUAUCAAGCUGUUGUGAAUGCAUGCUAUUAAAGAGAUGUUUGGAAUGAUAACUGCAGAAGAAAAUGGUAUCGGAGAAAAUCUUCUCUUCAUAUUAUACCACAGACCAUUUCAAGAGUAUGGAAAAUGGAUAGGGUUCGCCAUACAGUAUGAUAACACGCUUUAAAUAAUGUAUGGCAUUAUUUGAAAGCAAAGUGAAAAAUAGCCGCUGUGCACGAAACCAGAGCGAGAUUACGUAAUGAUAUUGAAAGAAAAAAAGAUUUUUGUCAGAUAAUGUAUAAAUAUUGGAAGUGCUGUCAAAAUAUUUGCGCUGCAAUUAAAAACGGAAAACGUUUUUAAAAAUCGGUCGCUAAUUUGUCGAUGGGUUAUGUUGAACGACUUUAAAAGCUAUAUUUAAGUUGUCGUCGCUUUUGAGCACAAAAUCAUAAAGAGAUCUUAAAUAACAAUGUUGUCUGAUUAUAAUUGAAAGGAGUUUUAUUUUCUUGCUGUAGAAAAUGAUGGAUAAUGAUGAUGUAUGGAAACACAGGUUAUAGAUGAGGACGGUUGUACUUGGGAUCGGAAAUUUAUUUCAUUUUGAAAUUUGUAGCAACAACUUCUACGUCUGGAGUGCUUAAUUUUUUAUAAAACUGUUUAAAUUUUGGAUUUCUUUUUGUGGUACAUUUUGAUUUACAAAUUCAUUAUUUCAAGCCUUCACAAAAUCUAAUGUGAAGGAAAUGUGAAUAUUCGAAUAAUCAGAAAUAUUAUAUUCAACUCAUUUGUACUAAUUAUCAUACCUUGUUUACAAAGAUCUUUUGAAUUACUGUAAAUUACUGUUUGAAAUAGCACUAUUAAAAAGAGUUGAUAUCAAUUUGUAGAACGCGGAAAAAGUAGUGAGAAAAAUCAUAACAGGUUUAUUCUGUGGAACAAAAAAAACACCUUAAAUGGUAUCUGUAAUGAUUGUGAAUUAAACAAAAUGGAUUAUGAAUGAACAAUAUAUCAUCAGGUGUUAUGUACAGUUAAUCAGAAAACUUUCUUAACAAAACUGCAGGCUAUAUUUACCUACUGAUAUACAAAUCAGCGUAAAUACAAUCUAUCUUUUACUACGCCUUACAAAUAUCCAUACAACUGUAAUUAUUUGUCUACAAAACGUAUAGAAUGAUUUCGCCUCAAUGCUCAUUUGUCUAAGAGCGGAAACCAAAGUCUACGUAAUUCAGAACCACUGAGAAAGCUUUUAUAUGAAAAACAGAUAGACUGGCUAAUCAGCCUCGUCUAUCGUAUUAACAUACAGCGAAUAACUUUUGUCAUAUCUGAUAUACUGUAACCGAGAUGUCAGCCUCGACUGUGGUGUCAUGGAAAAUAAUGCUUUGAUUAAUUACGGAAACGUUGUCAACUCACAAUGCAAGAAACAGGAGUAAUUAAGAGAAGUAGAACAUGAUGCAAAAUUGAUCGUAGAGAUGUUUGUUGUCUAUACAUUUGUAUGUAAUAUAGAAGGAACUGGUUUGGAUAAUAAAAAAAAUUGUUAUUAGAAAGUGGUAUUGUUCAAAAGGAUAACGUUUUAAUAAGAAAAUCUAUUCUUAGAAAUCAGAUUCUCGAAUAUGUGUGGAAUACUUUUGUGUCAGCAAUGUAUACGAUAUUAAUUUUGCUGAAAUUAUUUGAAAAUCAGUUCUGAGAUCUAUAUAUUGGUAAAAUUAAAAUAUUUGAUUAAUUCAAACAUAGGGAUAUUGAACUUACAGGAUCAGAUAAAUAAUAAAUGUACAUUCUGUGUUGUAUAAAGGCUAGAAAUCAAUUAUACAGGAUAAUAUUACUAGAAAUAUUGAAGUUAUUUUAUUAAUAAGUCCUGAUUUCAUUUUGCUGAUACUGUGAUUAAAAUUACACUUUCCGAUGUCGAUGUACAACAGGUUACAGGUUGUGUUAUCUAAAAUAUGGAAAUAAUAUUAUUAUAAGAUUAUUAAAGUUGAACAAAUGAACAAAGUAAAAUUUUGAAUUAGAUUCAGUUAAAACUGAAUUUCUUCCUGCGUUUAUAAUAGGUGUUAUUUAGUUAAUGAUGUAAUACCUGAACUUUAGUGUGUUAAAUCAAGCGGGCAAAGAAAAUAGUAACAACUACAAAUCUUUCACGAUUUAAUAACUUAGUAUGUUACUUUGGAACAAGAAAUCAAGAGUUCUUCUUUUAUUGAUAUAAUAAGUGUGUGACUUCAGUUAAAAUGUUACAAAUUCAAUGAUUUUAAGAGUUUAUACUGAAUAACAGCGACUGUAGGAUAAAAUGCAGUAGGUAAAAGGCACGUAUGCUUUAAGAAUUUAUUAAUGAAAAUUUUGCAUGUGAAAAGCACAUUUGCACAAACCACUGAUCAAAGGGGUUUAAGUAUCAUAGGGGUAGCUUGGUGAGGUACUUUGAUUUUUUGAUACAGUGGUUGAAAUAGAUGCAGCAAUGCGGAUGAAAAUGUCCGAAAAAGUGCACAGAAUAAUUAGGAAGGAGAAUGUUUGAAAUUGUGUUUCAGAUUUUGAAAUAAAAUCUCAGUAUAAAUAUUGAUAAGUAUUCAGUCGUGUAGAAAGGCUUGGUGUAUGGAUUAGUAUUGAAAUUUCCUUCUUUUUUAUGACAUUCUUUUCUCUACGUUUUAUAAAACUUGACUUUUAAGCAGUAAUUUGCUAUAGCAGUUGAUGGAAAUUGUCUCUUUCUUAAGAGCCAGAAAGGAGUUAUAAAGAAAAAGCCAUGUCAAAUUCUAGUCAAGAAAAUCGCUUAUCUACCUCAAAUAUGGAAAUAAAUGGCGGCAUUGGAUUUUAUCAGCCUAGUCAUUAUGUAGCUGCAGAAACUGUAGUGGACGAACAUGGAAAUACACACGUCUCAAGUCAACCGUGUGACUCUGAUAGGAACAACUCGCACAUCCGGAAGACAAAGUCUGAAAGCAAUAAAGACAGUGAAAUGAAAAAUUUGAACAAAGGAAUUACGAUCUCUCCUACUCUGACUUGUCACAGAAAGUGGAAUGUGCGAGAGAAGUAUUUGCUGGCGAUAUGUGCGUUGUUGUUUCUGUCUUGUGUUGCCUUUGUUCUAGUUGCCUUUACGAGGGAUAAAACCUUCCAGAAAAACUGCCUCUGUAGUGAUCCACCAGUGAUUCAUUCGAGUUAUUUACCUCAGGGCAGUGAUUUUAUGAACAGUCAGCCAUUUAUAACUCUAGUCUGUAAUGUGUCUUCUGUAUUGACCUUUGACCCUCACAAGGACCGUGAACCAGUUUUCUGGUGGACACUGCCAAAUCAUAAAAAUGUCAGUGGAAAUAGUGUUAUUUUGGACAGAAGUAAAGGAGGUGGGAAUUACACGUGUCAUGUUCAGAGGACUGUUCAUGGCAAACGUAUUGUAACCAGUUCAUCCACUGUUGUAGUUACAGGAAACAGUAUACCGAGUACAGAGGUUUGUCUCACUGGCAACUGUAUACAAACAGCUGCUCAACUUUUGGGCUCAAUGGAUCCAUCUGUAGACCCAUGUAACAACUUCUUUCAAUAUGCCUGUGGAAAUUGGAAUAAGAAAAACUUCAUACCAGAGGAUCGCACCAGUUACAACACUUUUGAAAAACUGUAUGAUGAGCUGCAGCUAACACUCAGAGCAUUACUGGAAGAUUCACCAAAGGACUAUGACAGCAAUGGUACAUUAAAAGCAAAAGUUCUCUACCAGUCUUGUGUUAAUGUUUCACAAAUAGAACAAGUUGGUGAUAGGCCACUACGGAAAUUGCUGGUAGAGUUAGGACGUUGGCCUGUGAUAGAUAGGAAAUGGUCGGCGAGAAAAUUUGUACUGGAAGAUGUUCUGGGAGACAUGAGGGGAAAGUAUAACGCCCCGAUUCUCGUCGAUGUUUGGAUAGGGCCAGAUGACAAGAAUUCGUCCAUUAAUAUUAUACAGUUAGAUGAGCCAGCGCUUGGUAUGCCCAGCAGAGAAUAUUAUCUACAUGACCCAGAUUCUAUAGACGUGAAAGCCUACCUUAGAUACAUGUGUGAUGUGGCAGUGCUGUUAGGCGCAAACCCCGAUACUGUCAAGACAGAAAUGGAGAAAGUCCUUCAGUUUGAGACUGUCAUAGCCAAUAUGAGUAAACCACAGAGCGAGAGGCAUGACACUGGUGCUAGAUACAACAAGAUGACCAUUGGAGACUUACAAAAGGCUGUACCAAAAUUUGAUUGGCUGAGGUAUUUCAACAAAUUCUUACCAGUGACUGUUGACAAGUCAGAGGAGAUAGUUGUUUUUGCUCCAGAUUUUCUCCAUGACAUGGUAGACCUUGUAGAGCAGACAGAGAAAAGGGUUGUUAGUAACUUUGUGUUGUGGCGACUGAUUCUAGGGUUUAUACCGGAACUCACAAUGAGUUUCCAAGAGGCAAGAAGUGCAUACAGAAAAGUUGUGCAGGGUGUGAUCAGAGAUAAGCCAAGAUGGAAUAAGUGUGUUGAAUAUCUAAAUGAGCGACUUGGCCUUGCCACAGGAGCAAUGUUUGUGCAUGAAAAGUUCAGGAAAGAAAGUAAAGAUGUGGCUUUAGAAAUGAUAGGUAACUUGAGAGCUGCGUUCAUAGACUUACUGCUGGAGAAUGAUUGGAUGGAUAAUGAAACCAGGGCUGUUGCCAGGGAGAAGGCUACUGCAAUCAAGGAGAGAAUCGGUUAUCCAGACUUUAUCCUGGAUCCCGUACAGCUAGACAAAAAGUUUGAGACAUUGUAUUUUGAACCAGACCAAUAUUUUGAGAAUAUUUUGAGAGUGGAGAGAUAUGAUGCUAACAGAACAAUGAUAAAGUUCAGAAAGCCUGUCAAGAAAGAUGUUUGGGAGCAGCACCCUGCUGUAGUGAAUGCCUUCUACAAUCCAAACACUAAUGAUAUAGUGUUUGCUGCAGGGAUGCUUCAGCCACCUUUCUAUAGUGAAUACUUCCCAAAGUCAUUGAAUUAUGGUGGUAUUGGUGUAGUCAUUGGGCAUGAAAUUACACAUGGUUUUGAUGACAAAGGUAGACAGUAUGAUAAAGAUGGUAACAUGAAACAAUGGUGGAAAAAUGAAACAAUACAGGCCUUUCAGAAAAGGACACAGUGUAUAAUAGAGCAGUAUUCUAAUGUUCAGUUAGAACAGAUUGGUGUAAAUAUUGAUGGUAAAAAUACACAAGGUGAAAAUAUUGCUGACAACGGUGGACUGAAACAAGCCUACAGGGCUUAUAAGAUGUGGGAGAAAGAGCAUGGUCCGGAACCACUCCUGCCUGGUCUGAACAUGACCCAUGACCAGUUGUUCUUCCUAAACUUUGCCCAGAUAUGGUGUGGAAACAUGAGAGACAAAGCAGCUCUUGAGAAAAUAAGGACAUCUGCUCAUAGUCCUGGCCCUAUCCGGGCGAGAUUACCACUUGCCAACUCGGAGGACUUCGCCCGUGCUUACAGUUGCCCGUUAGGCAGCAGAAUGAACCCUAUACAUAAAUGCUCUGUAUGGUAACCAAUUAUGGCCAUAUGGAGACAUAUACAUGUAAAAAGUGUUACUUGUGAAGAGAGUAAAUUGUUUGGUAUGAUAAUGGGUGCACCCUAGAGAUGUGUGUGGAGAUCAGUAUGCCGAGGAUCCUAAGUAGAGGACGGAUAGGAACUCCUGAUAUGUUUAUUAUACGCAAACAAAACUAUGGAAUUUGAUUGUUUUAUUCAAUGGUUGGCAGUAAAGGAAAAAGUGUUUGGGGUCAAUAUUAAUCAUAAUACAAUAUACCGGUAAUUGUCAUGGCAUUUAGAAGUUUAGUUAUCAUUAACAAGUUGAGUGAUGGUAUUGAAUUUAUUCUGUUUAAGUCCUUGAAUGAAACUGUAUUUCAUUGCACUUCAUGUAUAUAUAUAGACACAUGAUUUGGACAGUGGCUAUGAAACCUUGUAGACAACAAAAGCUGAACACAAGUUGUAUAGAUUACAGGUAUGCUAUUUACAUGAGUUGUAUGUAUAUAUCAUAAGUUUGGGUAUACGCAAACAUUAUAUGAUAGUGAUUCAUAUACCCUGAAAUCCCGAAAAUAAGCCGGUUUUGAAAAUAAGCUGGUCUCUAAAAUAAACGACGAUUUCACUACAAGCAAAAAGGGCUCAUAAAUUAGCCACACUCAAAAAUAAACCAUCCAUUUUUUAUGCCCCCAGCAUCUACUGAUGCGGGAGGCAUAUGGUGAUUGUCCCAUCCGUCCAUCCCUAUCAGGUUAAUCAAAUGGGACUGUUUUGUCUAGCAUCAAUACUCCUUACUAGAAUGACUUGAUACUAAUGCAGAUGUAACCUGUGACCAUUCCUUAUCAUCAGACAUCACUUGACCUCAGUUUGACCUUAACCUUGACCUCAUUUUGGACUUAGGUUGCUUUAUAUGGGCCAUCUCUUGGUUAACCAGAUGGGACCGUUUUGUCUAGCAUCAAUACCCCUUACAAGAAUGAAUUGAUUCUAAUACAGAUGUAAACUGUGACCAUUCCUCAUCUUCAAACAUCACCAGACCUCAGUUUGACCUUGACCUCGUUCUGGACUUAGGUGCAAAGUCUGUCGACAAAGAUGCCACUGGGGGCAUCAAGCGUUUAUUGAACGCAGCUUCUUGUUUGUAUUAGAAAUAGUAUCAAUGACCUUGUUAGGACACCAUAUAAGAUAGCAAAAGUUACCAACAUGUACAUAGAGGAUCUAUUUCCACACACAAUGCGGUGUUUAUCACAUAUUGUGUAAGUUAUUAAUACCCGUUUUGGGGUUAAAUCACAGGUAUAUUUGUUUGUUAGUACGGACAAAACUUUUUAAUAAGUAAUUAUCUGUUAUGUUCAUUAAGAACUUGUAACAAAAACAUUUAAGUUAGAAGUAUAAGUAUUUGUCGACGACAAUGUUUUUACUAAAAAAAUGUAAAAAAAUAUAUGACAUCCGUAUCUGCAGUACAGUCGAGAAUGCCUUAGCGACUCCCUGAAUUUAAUGACUCCCUGUAUUAUCUGACCCUAGUCAAGUGCACCGGAUGUAAAAUGCUAUAAAAUAAGUCCGUAUUUAGCGACUCCCUGUCUAACAUGACAAGCGACCUUCAUUUUUCAGUCAGAUUUGCUUUAGUUUGUCUUUUUAAGAGACUUUUUACUGGUUUGCUGAUUUUUGGGCUGAAUUCAACCACACUGAGUUGGUUUAAAAUUCAGAAAUUAUUAAAAGGUCCAUCACAAAAUAGUAAAGUUUGAUUUCAACCUGGCAACUCACAGAAUUGCUAAUGACCAGCUAAUAAUAUUUUUGUUUCGUGUCAAACGAUCUCAUAAUUCCCUAUUGUUUACAAAGACAAUAGAUUAAAUUGUAAUCAAUUAGUGUUAAGUUUACACAUCAACAUGUUUGGGUACCACAAGGAUCCGGUGUGGGUGAUCUUUUAGGCCUGUAUUUGUAAGUGGGUGGGGUAUCGGAGGACUAAUUUUGACUGUAUUAAGGGAUUCCCUGCUAUAUGCGACUUUACUUCAUCUGUCCCAUCGAAGGUCAAAUAUGACAGACUUGACUGUAUUUUGGUACUCGAAAAUACCCCUGCCCGCUGUAAGUACUCAAAAGAUAGUCGGACUCAAAAAUAAGCCGGUCUCAAUAAUAAGCCACCAAAUCCUUACGAAAAUUAAAAAAAAAAAACACAGCUUAUUUUCGGAAUUUCAGGGUAGUUUAGUACACAAGAACUGCUGAUUUAUAAUAUCAGCUUAGUUAACCAUUUUUUGCAUUUAGAUGACCGGUUAUUCUGACAUUUUGUAAAAAUAAUGUUUAACUUAGUGACAAAAUUGUCUUCAUGAAACUGAUUUUAUUAAUGAGAUAUUUAUAAGUCUUUCCUCAUUGAAAUUUUUUCAAAUAAACUAAGUGUUCCUAUGUUCUUGGAAACGGCAUUCAUUUCACUAAGAGGGAAAUAUUUAUAGUGCUAACAGGGAUUACCUUCCUUAAUGGUACAGUAAUUACUUACAUCACAAACACCAUGUAACAAUCAAAAUCACAUAACGGUUUCCUUUUCUUUUUUUCCAUCUUAUCGCCCACAUCAUGUUUAUUUAUAGAAUACUCAAAACAAUUAUGGUUACUGAAAUCUAAAAAUUUUUCAUGAGACAGUGUGAAUUCAUUUAAGUUUUUGAUGAGUCAGUUGCAUAUUUGCGGCAGAGGUCUCUAUAGUGUUAGAGAGAAGUCAAAUUGGGUAAUUGUUUUAUAUGAAAUAUAUUUUGUCAUCUGUAGACUGUCUCAGCCAUUACAUUUCAUUUACCAAUAUUUAGCAUAAAGCAGGUCUUUAUGCACAGAAAUGUUUCCAAUGCCCAUUGCAUUUUAACAGUUCUGAAACCCAUGUCUUUGUUAAUAUCGCUGAGGACUAAUUUUCAUGGAUUUCACAGUGGAGUACCGGUAUAUCAGUGAAUUUGGUCCUGAUGACCAUAGAAAAUUAUCAUUUACUAUAUCGUCAAUAUUUGAAAUCCACAAUUUCAGAUUCUUUUGAAAUACUCAAAUUGAGCCAUGGGGAAGCAAAUUUAAGGAAACAGUAACAGCAUGUGGUAAUUUGGCAAAAUAAAAUGGGGAAUACCAGUAGUUUUAACAUACAAUAUUUUACAUAAGGAAAAUAUAAGUACAGAAAAGUAUUGAGUUUGAAACUGAAGUUUGUCAUCAAGUGAUUCAGUUUUCUAGUUAAGUGGUUCUUAAAGGAGUUUCGAUACGUUCUUAAUUUCCAGUUUAUUUGCAGUUGUUUUUUUUCUCCAGUAAGUGUUUUCUGUGAACUAACAAAUGAAAGAUGUACUAUGGUUAUCUUUCAGUGAAUUAUUUCAAAGUUCCAUAAUGCUUUUAAUUCUUUUUCAUCUAAGAAUUUUGUUCAGGACUUACCUGAGAUUCAGUUGCGCAUGCGCAGGUCACUUUCUUGUUGCUAAACACGCCUCAUCAUUUCCAUAAUUUUUAUAGGUCGUAGAUAGAUUUAUAAUACAAGAACUGUAUGAAUUUUACAUUGAAAAUAGUUAGAGAUCUCUCUCCAAAUAGAGAAUGUGAAUAAUUACUUGGUUAGGAAAGUACUACUUUCAGUACUGCUCAUGAACAUGCUGAGUUAUAGUCAUAAAGGAAGAUAAUCAGAAACAAUUGAUAUGAUAGAAUUUCUUCAAACUUUGGAUAUUGAAGGACUAUCCUCUAAGAAACAAAAAUAUGCAAUCAGUCAUAGGUCACCGGUAUUGAAAAAGAGUUAUCUGCCCUUGAAAACGGCUUUUUUUUCAAAAAUAUAACUGGAAUAAUUUUAUACGCCCGUCUCUGAAAGAGCAGUGCCUAUUAUGUGAAUACCUGUGGCUGGCUAUCGGCGUUCAGAAGCAUGUCCGCUCUCUAAGUCGAACAACUGUUUUCAUCCAAUCUCCACCAAACUUGCUGACAAUGUUUGUGGGCAUAAUAUCUCGGCCAAGUUUGAUAACUACCCAAAUUUCCCCAGGCACUCUUGGAUUAUGGCCUUGAAGUACAUGAAAGUUCGAUUACCUACCAAAUCCCCCCAGGCACUCUUGGAUUAUGGCCCUUGAAUUAUAUGAAAAACUGCGAAGUUUGCCUUGUCCGCCCUCUAAGUCAAACAGUUUUCAUCCAAGCUUCACCAAACUUGGUGACAAUGUUUUUGGGCAUAAUAUCUCGGCCAGGUUUGCCAACCACCCAAAUUGCCCCAGGCACUCUUGGAUUAUGGCCCUUGAAUUUCUGUAUCUGAAUAUUUAGACAGGCGUAUUUCGUGACAGUCUGGCACUCUUGUUAUUUUCCUCUUGUGACUUGUAUUGUCCAAUUUAUUUGACCUGUCAAAAAAUGGACCUGGCUUUUAUUAUAUUCUGUUCGAGCCUAUAUAAGAUUAACAUGAAAGCUGGGAACAUGUUUGUCAGGUCAAUUAAAUUGUACAAUAGCACUCAGUUGUUUACAGUACUAACAUGAAAAAUGAUUAAAGCUUAUUAUAUCAACCUAUGAUGUUUUUCUUGGUACUUACAUAUGAACAUAAAUGGCACCUAUUUCUAUGUAGUAGCAACCUUUAUUUUCCUUGCAUAUAUCCACUGCCAUGUAUAAUGAUAUUUAUUGGAGCCACGCCAUGAGAAAACCAACAUAGUGCAUUUGCGACCAGCAUGGAUCCAGACCAGCCUGCGCAUCUGCACAGUCUGGUCAGGAUCCAUGCUGCUUGCUAAGCGUUUCUCUAAUUGCAAUAGGCUUUGAAAGCAAACAGUCUGGAUCCAUGCUGGUCGCAAAUGGUUUCUCUAAUUGCAAUAGGCUUUGAAAGCGAACAGUCUGGAUCCAUGCUGGUCGCAAAUGCACUAUGUUGGUUUUCUCAUGGCACAGCUCAUUUACAGUUUUUCUGUUUAUUGCUGUUCUCAAGUUUUUGAGAUUUGCUUUCAGUGUAAGUAUGUAUUUGACUCUGAAGAUGUGGUUCAAACUUGUUUAUUUUACAAACUUGAUAUUAUUUUUAUGUCCUUGUUUAAUUGUACAUACAGUUAAACUCAUAUCAUGAAUUUGCUUGUCUCAAAGUUCCAGCUAUAUCGAAGACAUUUUCAAGUCCUGUACUAAAAACUGUAUGGUUCAGUUAAUACGACAGAGCUGAUUAUAUCUACACAAUUUGCACCCAUAUUAUUUUCGAGUUAUACGACUCUGAUGUUAAUACAUUUGUAAUGUAUUUGUUCUUCAAGUAUAUUUCGUUUAUAGAUGAAUUUUGUGAUAAGGGUGGUAAGUUUUUCAUUUGUUAGUCAUGAUCUUUUUCAUUUUAUUUAUUUUGUUUGCAGUUGCCAGUUAAGUUAAAAAUGUCUUUACAUAUUUUCAUUAUUGUAUUUUUUGCUUAAGUUUUAAUUUCCUACCUCAGAUAACAAAAUUGCUGUCUCAGAAUGCAAAAAUACAUGUAUAUGAUAUUAGUCCCAUUUCAAAUAAGAAAACUGUAGGUUUGUUUGAUUGAUGACAUUUUGAAUGAGAAAAAAAUUGCAUAAUAGUAUGCUUGGUCUUAAUUCCAUAAGUACCAAAAUAUAAUUUAGAGAAACCCGCAGAUGUAUGCCUACAGCUGUGUAAAUCUGGUUAGCACAUAUUUACUUACAUUUCAGAUACGAAUGUAUAUCCUCCAGUGCUGGAAAAACAUGUCUUACACCUAUCGUAUGGUGUAGAAUGACUCUCUUGUUUUAAAACCUCAUUAUAUUUGAUUAUAAUUGAAUGCAUUAGCUUUUUAAGCUACAACCAAAAGGAAAUGCUUUUUCUUUCAUAUGCAGGAGUAAGAAUCUGUCACCUUCAUAUAUGCGGAUAUGAUUAUCCAGCUGUCAAGGUAACUGGUUUUACAGUCAUUUGCUGGAGCAUCAUUACUGCUUGGACUGUUAUAUUCAAGUUGGAUAUUCACUAACGGUUUCUCACAUGGCUGUUCACUAAUGGUUUCUCGAGUGCAUUUGCGACCAGCAUGGAUCCAGACCAGCCAGUGCAUCGGCGCAGUCUGGUCAGGAUCCAUGCUGUUCGCUAACGGUUUCUCUAAUGGCCGUUCACUAACUGCUUCUCGAGUGCAUUUGUGACCAGCAUGGAUCCAGACCAGCCUGUGCAUCUGCACUGUCUGGUCAGGAUCCAUGCUAUUCGCUAAUGGCAGUAGGGUUUGAAAGCGAACAGCAUGGAUCCUGACCAGAUUGCGUGCAUUGACUUUGUUUGGUGACGACCUACAUCAGUUAUCAAAACCAUCUUUAUAUGGACUUGUUUUUCCUUCUAUGGCUAAAUGGGAAACUCUGAAAAUCUUUUCUCUGAGUCUACUAUUGCUUGGUAUCGAAUUAAUAGGCAGAAAUGUUUCUUGAAUGACUCUUUUAAAAAGGCGUUACCUACAUCAGCCGUGAAAAAUUCAGGUGAUCGAUCUAGAGCCAUUAUGGCCCUCUUGUUUGUCGGAGAUACCAUUCUUCCUUGAAAUGAACCUUUGUGCAAAUUUGUUAGAUCAUGUGAGGACUUAAGGCGUGUAAUUAUGGUCUUGUUUUAUAUGCAGGCGUUCUAACAGGAUGAGUUAGUUAAUGUGCUUGAAAAUUAAAAAAACAAACAUGAAUGUAUAAACUACUUUAUUACAUACUCAUUUAAAAACUCAUUAAGUUUCUGUGGAACCUGAAACGUCAAUAUUUUUCCAUAUUGACGUUCAAAUUUCAUAUCGGGUGUGUCAUGUCAUUUGUGAGGUCAGUUUCAUGUAUGUCAUCACGUUUAAAAGUUCUUAAAUGACGAUAUUUUCCAUUUUACACUGGCUUUAAUAACAACAAAUUAGAAUAAUUUUUAUAAUAAUUUUAAGUGUAGAUUCUUAUGUAAUGAAAAGUUUAUUAGAUUUGCAUCAAGAAAUGUGCUCUCAUUCUUUUGCGCAAUAAUAUUGCGUUCCUAAAGUCGCAUAAUAUUUCCAAUGCAGAACUCGUGCAUAUUUCUCGAUACAAAUCUAAUAACCUAUAAAUAUCAGCUGUAGAAGUGUUAAACAACCAUGACAAGACUAGUAUUUGGUUUCUUUUAAACAAGAAUGUAAUAUGUAACUGGAACAUCAAUUUCAUUUUACAGGUUUCGAUCAGUAUCAGACCUCAGUUUUCAAUAAAUCCACAAGUUUAGAUGUGAUUUUGCUAUUAUCUCACUUCUCAUUUAUUGGCGAGAAAAUUUGUAUUUCUCAUGUAAAACAGAGGAAGAUGCUUAUCCUAACAUUUACAUCCUUGUUUUGUGCAAUUUUUCUAUUGCAUUUCUACAUGUAUUGUGCAUUUUCUUUUAUUUUCUGAUACAUAUUUUUAGAUGUAACCACAUUACACUCGGAUCAUUUUCAUUUUGUUGUUGAUGCUUAAGUGGCAGUUAUUUUGAAGUGCUAGGUUUUUGUCUCGUAGUGCUGAUAUUAAUUGCUGUUUGAUCCAUCUUUUCCUUAAUACGUUUUUUUUUAUUUCUUUUAUAAAUAUAUUAGGGUUAUUAUAACAGUAUCUUGAUAUAUGCGAUGUUGUACCUGACCUAAGAAGACUUUGCUAGGCCUGGAUCCUAUUUGUGCCCACACGAAAACCGAAUGCCGCAUUGUAGGCCAAGGUACUGUUUUAAUGACCUUUUGAUUAAAUAUUUAGCAUAUGUCUACAUGUCUUUCUAGUGUUGUAUCAGCAAAAAUUGACACAAGACUGAAUACUUGAUUAAAACAGUGAACUUUUUGAUGCACAGAUUGUCGAGACAACACCAUUUCAUCAUUUCUGAUUAAAUAUUUUCUGUAUCUGUUGGGAGCUGAAUACAGGGUUUAGUAUUUGUUAGUGAAAUACUUGCCUUUUUUUCAGACAGGAAAUUCCUAUGUGUAUAACAAAACUUUAUACAAUAUAUAAUAUACAUUGUUCUGAUGAACUUCAAGUUUGGUACUAGGAGGUUUAUAUGUACAUUUUGUAUUUAAAUACAUUUUUUUUUUUGUAUCUUGAUUAGUUUUGAAUUUAUCCUCAAAAGCGAUUUGUGUUAGAUAUUUUCUUUUGUAAAUUUCAUUAAUUUUUGAGACCAAAAAAAUAAUUUAAUUUUGGCUUCGUGUUGACGUAAAGUUAUUAUAAAAUCAACGUUUCUGUGGAAAAAUUGUAAAAUUUCAGGAGGGAAAAAGUUGCAUGGGUCAGCAUUUUACACAGGGGAAAAUACAGUUUUGGCCAAAAAAAUGACUUUUUUUAAAGAUAUAUUUAAAUGUCAAAUCAGUCCUGCCAUCACCCCUGGAGACCUUCUAAAUGAUAUAUAGUCAGUGUCUAAAUCUUGAAAAAAUGCCACAAUUUGUAAAAAAAAAAAGGAAAAAAAAAAAAACAAAUAAAUAAGAAUACGUGGUUAUGGACUUGAUGGAUCAAUCAGAUUUCAUUAUGCUUAUUGUGUUUGAAAAGUUUAUACUCUGUUUACAGUUACUUAAGAAUUGUCUUUUUGUAAAUAAAUUGUUAAAAAGUUUCAGACAAAUAAAUACGUUUCUUUUGUUAAAA